Molecule: messenger RNA, 1011 nt
Organism: Penicilliopsis zonata CBS 506.65
Lineage: Eukaryota; Fungi; Ascomycota; Eurotiomycetes; Eurotiales; Aspergillaceae
Exons: 2
Coding region: 1-1011 (336 amino acids)
Biological process (GO): intracellular calcium ion homeostasis; calcium ion transmembrane transport
Cellular component (GO): membrane
Molecular function (GO): calcium, potassium:sodium antiporter activity; calcium channel activity
Source: RefSeq, a predicted model, not a curated record
AUGAAUUGGGAUACUCUUUGCUAUAGUAUUGCAACAUUUAUUGCAGGCAUUUUUGUCCUGGACUAUGGAGCCGACAAAUUCAUCGACCAUACAGUCAUCCUGGGCCGGCGAUUCGGCAUUUCGCCCACUCUUAUUGCUCUAUUGACCGCUGGCGCUGAAUAUGAAGAGCUCGCCGUUAUUAUUGCAUCUAUCCUGCAGGACCGCACCCCUCUCGCCCUGGGAAACGUAAUGGGAUCGACGAUUUCCAACAUCCUCGGGGCCUUUUCCUUGGGUCUGGUCUGCCAUCCGGAGAAGAUCCAUAUCGACAGCAGUGCGAAGAUAUAUUCAAGUAUUUUGUCUGCCGUCGCGACUUUGUUUGUCGUCUUGGCGUAUUUCCAACAGCUGAAUCGAGUCACUGGCGGGCUACUUAUUGCCGGGUUCAUUCUUUAUCUCGUCUCCAUCGGGGUUGCCAUUUAUUUGGGUGUUCAAGAGCCUCUUGAGGGUGAUAUCGACGGCAACAGCGAUAGCGAUAGCGACAGUGAAAAUGAAGAAUCAGAGAAUUCCCCCCUGUUAAACCGACGCCCUCCCAAGCGAGCCAUCCGACAUAUCUUCCAGCUGGUACUUGGUCUCCUAGCACUCUCUCUAUCAGGAUAUAUCCUUGCCCACAGCGCAGGCAGUAUAGCCGAUUGUCUGCAUCUCUCCGGGACCGUCUUUGGACUGACUGUGAUCGCGUUUGCGACGACGUUGCCCGAGAAGCUGGUGGCGGUGGUGAGCAGUUCCCGAGGAGAGGGCGGGAUCAUCGUCGCCGCUACGGCGGGGAGUAAUAUCUUUUUAUUAACAUUGUGCAUGGGGAUUAUAGCUGUGGUUGGCAUCCCUGACAACCGGACUGAUACUUUUAUCUGGGUUGAUCUGCUUGUUGUUUGGCUUUCUUCGCUGUCUUUUACCGCUGUUGUCUUUCUUGGGCCCAGUCGUCUGGUCGGGCUUGUCUUUCUGGCUGCAUAUAUAGUGUAUAUAGUCAUGCGGUUGGUAUAG